Messenger RNA from Fundulus heteroclitus (mummichog), 2269 nucleotides. It is a transcript of the gene tespa1, whose product is annotated as thymocyte expressed, positive selection associated 1. Lineage: Eukaryota; Metazoa; Chordata; Actinopteri; Cyprinodontiformes; Fundulidae. The record is from RefSeq and is a predicted model, not a curated record. Gene Ontology annotation, molecular function: signaling receptor binding. Bases 272 to 2224 code for a protein of 650 amino acids. The transcript is spliced from 12 exons.
AGCCCGGCGCUUUAUCUCUGGGCUCCAUCUCCGAUAGGGCCGGGCAGGCUAUUAUUUAACAGGCUGCCGAAAGGACGCUGCGGAUGAAGUCGCUCCUGCCAUCUGCCUGGGUGAGUCCGGUUCAACAGGAAACCAGAGAAAGUUCGCCGCUGACACACAACUGAAACCUGCAGCCUGCAUGACGAUGAAAGCUCUCGUCUCUUUGGAAAGAUUACUCGCUGCUCUUAGUUUUGAAGCCGUCAUGCUCUGUCGCUGCGUCUGAAUCGAGGUGAUGGACAGGUCUUCGUCCACCGUCCGGCGGCGAGCCUGGAUCAACAGCAGCCGACAGUGGCCGACUGUGGAGGACCUCGAGGGCCCGCCGUCUAACACCGCAGCCUCGGCCUCCAUAUCAGAUGACGACGUCUUUCCUGAUGCUGGCUACACUGGAAAGAUUGAGAACUGGCUCCUCGGCUGUGGAUCUGAGGGCUGUUUGGAGAACAGCAGCAAGCUAAGUUUUGAGUCUGCACUGCACGCUAACGCCUUUCCCGAUGACUUGAGUCUUGGAGCCGAUGCCUCACUUAUAAACUUUGGAGAAACUACAAAUAAGUGUGGACACCCUUCCCUCAGAAAACAGCUCAGCAGUGGUCCUCGUCAGAAACUAUGCCCGCCGUCACUGAACCUGGGCCACAGCAUGGCCUCCAGCUGCCUUUCCUCCUCCACCUGGAAAACGGUGUCAAGCGUGUCAGAGGUUCUGCAGAUGUGCUCCGAGGACGCAGAGGAGACUCUAUACGAGCUGGGUUUUGGCUGCGAAGAACCUCAGGUCACCGUACGCAUCCCUCCUCGAUUCUUCACCUUUCCCUCUCAGGCUGAGGGCAUCAACUUCCGCCUCUUCCUGGACGCCCAGAUCCGGCGGAUAAGAGAGGAAGACCCCAGCCUUUCGCUUGCCAGUCGUUUCAGACAAGUGCAAGUGCUCACGGCCAUGGCCAAUGCUUUCUAUUCCCUUUACUCCCACGUCUCACGCACUCCGCUCCAGAAGCUGGCCACGCCGGAGUUCUCCUUCUCGUCUCCCGCGGAGAGGAUCGAACGGUUCAGAACCAGCAUUCGCAGCGAGCCUCGCUCUCCGGUGGAGAGGCUGAAGGACACCGUGAACAAGAUGUGCCUGUACACCGGCUCGCCUCGCGGGUCAGACUCCACCUCUCCACAGCCCUCUCCCAGAAAGAGAUCCAGUCUUCCUGAACUGGUGGAUAUCGUGCUGAAAUCCAAGUCCGGCAGUGUCAAGAAGCUGGAUUUGGGAGAACAAGACCGGUGUGGAUCCCGUGAGGAUUUUAGGACGCUGACAGAUGGCGGGGACGUGGAGCAAACCCAGCAGACUGUGGAGGACACAGACGUUCAUCAGGAGGGAAAUAAAAUCUGCCACGAGGAAACGCUGGACGGCGAACAAGCAGAUAAUGCUGAUAGGGACAGACGAGCGGAUUGCAUGAGAACAUCUCUAACGUCAUCGUUAUCAGGAGAAACUGUGAUAGAAACAGAAACUCUGUCAGCCUCGGAUCAGCCAGAGCGGGGAUCGUGUCCGACGCAGAGCGACGAAGGGACCGCUGUGCUUAGUCCUGGCGCCAACGUCACGUACGAUCUAAUCUGCCCACAGAUAGUGGAGAGUGUACAUCGAGCGCCGUUCUGCGGUCAAAACAAAAGCCGCUUCCUUCAUAUCUCCAGGACAGAAAGUAGAGAUAGAUUAUGCUCUCCGUCACACAAACCGGCUCUACAAACCCUUACCUCGGAGGCUAACGAGGACUCACAACCUUCCUCUUCUAGAAAGGCCCCGCAGGUGGAUGGAUCGGGAUCACCUAGCGGCAUUUAUGCUCACUGCUGCAUCACUGUGACUGGCUGGGAAGACGAGGACGCGUCUUCGCCCUCCAGGAACCCCGCGGAUUCCUGCCACGCUUCACCUUCCUCAUCCGAGCCAUCACCUGCAGAGCCGUCCAAUGAGGAAGAGGGACAGUACCUGAACCCGUUAACGCACCCGGGCCUGGGCAAAUUCUCCGCUAACCGUCAGCAGGUCAACUCUUUCGAGCUGGAGGAGGUGUAUAGUGCAGGAGAAGAUGAUUUUGGACAACCUUCCACCUCGCCACUCUCUAGAAAACAUUCAUACAAAGGUGAAGUGGUCCGGGGUGACAGCAUGCAGUCCGACAGCAGCGGCUACGCAGACGAAGAAGUCAGCCCCUCACCAGACAGACACAGCAGGUGACGGAGCGAAACACGGCAGGACUGAAACGUACAGGAGGAGCAAGAA